This is a messenger RNA of Ixodes scapularis (black-legged tick), 733 nucleotides long. RefSeq names its product glucose dehydrogenase [FAD, quinone]-like. The coding region runs from base 146 to 733 and encodes 195 amino acids. NCBI's taxonomy places the organism in Eukaryota, Metazoa, Arthropoda, Arachnida, Ixodida, Ixodidae. The transcript has 4 exons. Gene Ontology annotation, molecular function: oxidoreductase activity, acting on CH-OH group of donors; flavin adenine dinucleotide binding. The record is from RefSeq and is a predicted model, not a curated record.
AAACUCCUUUCCGUGCUACGUGGGUGCAGUGGGCGGUGGCUCGGCGGGCGCCCUGUUGGCCAACCGCCUGUCCUCGAGGCCCGAGCUGAGGGUGCUCCUCGUCGAGGCCGGCGGCGUCGAGAAUACGCUGACCGAUGUGCCGCUCAUGGCCUCCCUAAACCUCCGAGGACCGCUGGACUGGGACUUCUGGACGGAGCCCCAGAGGAACGCCUGCCUGGCUCUCAAGAACAAGAAAAGUCCGUGGCCUCGGGGCAAGGUGCUGGGAGGCUGCAGCGCUAUCAACUUCAUGCUGUACGUUCGGGGAAAUCCUCACGACUACGACCUGUGGAGCUCGGACCACGGCGCCGAAGGGUGGGACUUCGACUCCGUCUUGCCGUUCUUCAAGAAGUUCGAGGCACAGACCAACGCUGCACUGGCGGCCACCGACAUGUACGGCACGUCCGGAGAGCUGACCCUGUCCAGCGCGGAGUCCCACACGGAGCUGGCCAAGGCCUUCUUGGCAGCGGGCAAGGAACUCGGCUAUGACAUCGUCGACUACAACGGAGGGCAACAGAUCGGGUUCUCAGCCUUCCAGACGACCACGCGGAAAGGCGCUCGCCUGAGCUCGGCCAGCGCCUUCCUCAAGCCCGUGGCCGGACCCGCCGGAAGGAACAACCUGCACGUCGCAUUGUCCUCCAGGGCCACAAAGGUGAUUCCGUCAAAUGCAUUACUCGCCAUUAACAAAAAAAUCUAG